Molecule: messenger RNA, 1202 nt
Organism: Melanaphis sacchari
Lineage: Eukaryota; Metazoa; Arthropoda; Insecta; Hemiptera; Aphididae
Exons: 2
Coding region: 270-1091 (273 amino acids)
Source: RefSeq, a predicted model, not a curated record
AUGAUAUACAAAAACAGUGUAUUGGGAUAACAUUAUCAAUACUAAUUUUUUUGAAAUGCGAUAAUAACAGUAUCAUGACCAGUUGCAGCUUAUCGUGAAUCCGUGGAUCGUAAUUUCAAAUUUGUAAUCAAAAAUCCAAAUAUUGAAACAGAAGUUAAAAUUUUGAAAUUAUAUUAAAUUGUAAUGAAUCAUUAAUUAUCGAGUUCAUUUAAUUUUUGUUGCAUGUGUUCAAUGUUUCAGUACUAUGAAGAAAUAUGUAAACUAUUAUAAUGGAAAUAUCAAAUUUUAGAAAAAUAAAUAAAGAUCGUUUAUCUGCAUUUUUGGAACAUUUGGAAAAUAAAAAAGUUUCUGAUGAUUCUGGCGAGAUAUUUGAAAAGUGUUUAAUGAUUUUGAAAACAUUAUUAUACACUUCAUCAAACUUUAUACCUAAAAAUACACUCGGCACACAGUUUAACAUUCAAAGUUUUCUGUAUGCGAUUAAUUUUGAUGUAAUAGAACCUGAUCAUAUGAUCAAAUUAAAAUCAAUACUUGAUCAAGUGGCAGACUUUGAUAUCUAUGCUAGAUACAUAGAAUCUAUCUUAAAUAAAAACAACAAGUCAUUGAAUUCAGUUUUAAUGGCUGUUUGGACUCAAUUGGGAUCAAAUGUAUUGAAAUUGCCUAUAAUUGUUCAAGAAAAAAUCAUUAAGGUAAAUCCUUUAAUUUUUGAAAAAACAAUAUUGUCUGCAAUAUCGCUGUGGGAAAUAAACGAUUUAAUUGAUGUAUGCUCAAAAUCACCAUUGGUAUUCCAAUCAUGCUCAAGUAUUUUUAAUGAAUUGCUCAUCAAGUUAAACUUUAGCAAUACAUUUAUGGAGUUUUUGAACUACUUUGUGAAUGGUGUCAGUUCACGGUGCAUAAACAACGAUAUUGAUAUUGUUAAUAUUUAUCCUAGCAAAUGUAGAAGUAUAUUAAUCUUAAGAGACAUUAAGAACAAAAAUUCAACUUUAGUAACAGAACAUGAUUUAAAUGAUGAAGUAAAAAAAUUAGCUUUAGCUUACCCUAAAGAAUCUAUUUGUUUGUUAAGUCAUUUUCCAGAUUUAUUCAUGUCAUACUGAAGUAUCUUACCAUUUUCUGUUAUAGGCUGUGAAAAUUUUUUCAUUUAUCCAAAUUAAAUUGCCUGUUAAAAACUGAGCUUAAUAAUUUUUACUUUUUAGUACCUAUACAAU